Molecule: messenger RNA, 1518 nt
Organism: Henningerozyma blattae CBS 6284
Lineage: Eukaryota; Fungi; Ascomycota; Saccharomycetes; Saccharomycetales; Saccharomycetaceae
Gene: RMD5
Product: ubiquitin-protein ligase RMD5
Exons: 1
Coding region: 1-1518 (505 amino acids)
Biological process (GO): proteasome-mediated ubiquitin-dependent protein catabolic process
Cellular component (GO): nucleus; cytoplasm; GID complex
Molecular function (GO): ubiquitin protein ligase activity
Source: RefSeq, a predicted model, not a curated record
AUGACAGAACUAUUAGAAUCAAUACAAAAGGAAAUCGAAGGGUUUUCUCUGCCAGACAAACCAUCAGAACCUUUAAUAAAGCAAUGUUUAAUAGACACCCAUGACUUUAAAACACAACUGAAAAAAUUAAAAGCACAUUUGAAUAAAAAUAUCCAAGAUUAUGACAAAAUUAAUAAAGAUUCUUCUACUUCAAAAGACUCAAAAGAUAUCCAGAUUGAAAAGUUAUUGAAAAAAAGAUUAAUUAUUUCAGAUAAGCUAGUCAAAUCACAAAAGCAAUGGGAUCAUUCAAAUAAAAAAAAUACAAAGGCAAUUCAUCAACAAAAUAGUAGAUUUAAGAAAAAUGUGAUUCAUAAGUUGUAUUCCGAUUUUAAAUUAGAUGAUAUAAGUUUAGAGACUUUUUACAACAUAAAUACUGGUAAAAGUAAUAAAAAAAGUCAUUUAGGUGAUUCCUCUAUAGAUAACGAAAUUAAAAAUAUUGAUGAUGACGAUUAUUCUAAUGGCAUUAGAAAUGGAAAUAUUAAAAACCGAAUGGAUUUAAUUGAAAUUAAAAGCCAUGUUAAUAGUGCAAUUGAUUUCCAUAUUUCAAGAUAUAUCAUUGAAAAUCUUCCAAUAGAUAUUAAUUUAAAUGAUACAAAUUCAAUGACAAAUUAUUUAAAAAAUACUUAUAAUAUCGAUGAAAAUACAUCUUCACAAUUCUUUCAAAUGGGGAAAUUGAUUCAUGAUAUGAAAAAUACCAAUUUUGAUUCAUGUAUUAAUUGGGCAAAGCCAAAUUCAAAUUUACAUUUUGAAUUAUACUUGUUAAAAUUUUUAAAUUUAGCAAAAGACUCAAAUCCUAACUCACCAACUCCAAUUGUUGAAAUUAUUAAUUUUCUACAAAAUGGGUUUGGCCAAGAUUCUUUAGUUUUAAAAUUUAAUCAAAUUUUAUUGAAAAUUUCCCCAUUAUUAACACAACUGUUAUUAAAUGAAAACAAUAAAAAUAAUGCAGAUCUUGUUGAAGAUACUCCAGUUGAAGAAAACUCAUCAAAAUCUACUUAUAUUAAUAAAGAUGAAAAAUUAAUGAAAAAAGCAAUACUAGUAACAAAUAACGUGAUCAAUAAACAAUUACAAAAGUGUGUAUCAUUAUUCACCAAAGAAUAUUGCCAAAGGAAUAAGCUAUCAUUUGAUUCUCCAUUAUUUUUAAUUACUUUAAGCGGCAUUAUUUCAUUUAGUGAUUUCAUUAGAUGCAAAUUGAUUAAAUCUGUUAAAAAUGUAGGUUGGUCAACAACUGAUGAAUUACCAUUUAAUGUUGAUUUACCAGAUAUGCUAUCUCAUUUCCAUCCAAUAUUCAUAUGCCCUGUUCAAAAAGAGGAAACUACAAGGGAAAACCCGCCUUAUUCAUUACCAUGCCACCAUGUCAUCUGUAAGAAAGCGUUGGAUAGAUUAACCAAGAAUACGUCAAAUACUACAUUUAGGUGUCCUUAUUGCCCAGCUACAGCAUCAUUGUCAAGGGUUCAAAAAGUGAGAUUUAUAAUGCUAUAA